GUGCGCUGAAGGGACAGUUAUUGCAGUUGCAACAGACAGCUGCCGGAUGAAUAAUCAAUGCUGUGAACAGCUGAGAGGAGUUUUAAAUCAAACGCAUUGAGCUAAAUGCGGAAUGUAUGCUGGUAGAUAGAGACAUAUUGUAAAAAUGGAUAAAAAGUUUGUAGCAGCAUCUGAGAAGAUUGACUGGGGAGAAAGUGAAGCGGAAGAGGGGAAGAUUAUGAAGAAGACCAAAACAUUAUCAAUGAAUGUCCACAUCGGUCUUCCUAAUCCAGUGGCAGGUCCUGUGAAAUGUUCCCUGAUAAAAGGAGACUAUAUGUACUUCCAUUAUGGCUGUGAUGGACAAGACGACAGGGGCUGGGGAUGUGGUUACCGUACCAUUCAGACAAUGGCUUCCUGGCUUUGCCAUAACUGGUUUCCACUUAAGGACAAACACAGACCUCCACCAAGCCUUCCGGAAAUACAGCAAGCCUUGGUCAUCAUGGGUGACAAACCAGGCUCGUUCUCAUGCUCCAGGGAGUGGAUAGGAACAUUUGAAGCCUCUCUGGUACUGGACUAUUUUUAUGACGUUCCCUGUAAAUUGGUGCACGUUAGAGGUGGAGGAGCAGAGCUGGAGCAUGUUGCAGUGGAAGAGCUCCAUCAGCACUUUGAGAAGUAUGGAUCUCCUGUCAUGAUGGGAGGGGACAGGGAUAACUCUUCUAAGGGGAUAUUAGGGGUGUGCACUGGACCCAACGGGAGCUACUUGUUAGUCGUUGAUCCUCACUACUAUGGCUGUCAGUUGGAGAAGACAGAGCUGCAGGGGCGGGGUUGGGUGACAUGGAAAAGAGUUUCAUCUCUGGAUCAGUCUUCAUUUUAUAAUCUGUGUAUGCCUCAGACUGCCAAAAAAUGACAGAAAUAUUCCUUUUUCAGACUUACAAAAUAAUAAUUAUUUGUGUGUUUAUAGAGGUAUGUGAUUUUCUUAUUUAGACACAAUGCAAAGUCUUUUAUUUGGACAGACUUGUGCUACAUUGUCAGCAUUUAUGAUUUAAAUGCUGACUUUUAAUUAUAGUGCCAUCCUGUGGAUGAAAUCAAUAAUUGCAAUGUAUUUGAAGAACAAAUUGAUAAAACAGUUAGAUUAUUGCUCCAUUAAACUCUGUUGAAUCUUCUCA
Molecule: messenger RNA, 1145 nt
Organism: Scatophagus argus
Lineage: Eukaryota; Metazoa; Chordata; Actinopteri; Scatophagidae
Gene: ufsp1
Product: UFM1-specific peptidase 1 (non-functional)
Exons: 1
Coding region: 146-886 (246 amino acids)
Source: RefSeq, a predicted model, not a curated record